Messenger RNA from Neofelis nebulosa (Clouded leopard), 1854 nucleotides. It is a transcript of the gene CFAP210, whose product is annotated as cilia and flagella associated protein 210. The transcript has 9 exons. NCBI's taxonomy places the organism in Eukaryota, Metazoa, Chordata, Mammalia, Carnivora, Felidae. Bases 106 to 1746 code for a protein of 546 amino acids. The record is from RefSeq and is a predicted model, not a curated record.
UAAGCAACCGCGCAGUUUGGCUAAUACUAGACCAGCAGGACUCCUACGCUCCCCGCCUCGGAGUAGCUUGGAAAGCCAGAUAGCGCCAAGGGCACGUCGUCAGAGAUGCUGGUGCGGUUCGGAAGGCGCUCUGGACAGGCGAAGGAAAACACAGAAAUAAAGAACUCUGAAGAAGAUCAAGUCCUCUAUCCACCUCUUCUACCUAGCAAGGUCGAUCUCCGGCAGGUUACCAUAAUUCCACACAAUGAGUGGAAAAGGAUUCGAGAUAGCCUUGACAGUUUGACAAGAGAAGCAGCAUGCCUUCGUGCAGAAAGAAAGGCAAAGAAAGAAAUGCAUUUCCGAUCCCAAGAAGUGGUAAAACAUUGGACUAAUGCAUAUGCAGGGAUGAAAGAACAGAAACUUGAAGCCAAAAAGAAGCGUGAUGAAGAAAUAGAGGCAGAAAGACAAAAUCUUGAUGUGGAGGAAGCAAUAUACAAGCAAGGAGAAAGGAAAAAGGCUAUUGAAUAUGCAAAGCAAUAUCAAUUUUACCAGACAGAAAGAGUGAAAAAGUUUCAUUCAGGACUUCUUCUUAGUAGAGUUAUGAAAGAACGUGAUGCACAGAUUGAAUCCCAAAAGAAUAAAAUAAAAUCAGAUAAAAAAUGGGAAGAACAAUUAAAACUCAACAUUGAAAAAGCUUUUAAAGAAGAACAAGAAAAAGCAGAAAAACGACGCAGAGAUAGAGUGGCUCUUGCCAAUGAUCAUUUAAAACAAAUAAAGGAACAUGAAGAGGAAGAAGAAAGAAGGAGAAAACAUGAAGAAAAGGAUGCAGAGGAAAUAAGGCGACAGAAUUCAUUACAUGAAAUAGAAAUGAGGAAAAAACUAGAAAAGAGAAAAGAAGAGAUAAAUGAAAGCAGAAGGCUGUUUUUUGAACAUGUGAAUGAUAAAAAUAUCAUCAAGGCUGUGGAACGGCAGCAGCAAGAGGAGGAGGAUGAAAAGAUCAGAAAAUUUAUCAAAGCAAAAAAGCGUCUUAUGCAAAUGGGGAAAGAAAAAGAAGCUGAAACACACAGGCUAAUGGAAGAAAGGAGAGAAAGAAUAAAUAACUUCCUGAGUGAACUAAUGAAAGAGAAACUUGACAAUGAAGAUUUGAUUAUUGCUAGAGAUACUGCAGAAGCUGAGGCUGAACGGGAAAAAAGAGAAAGAGAAAAAUAUGAAAAAAACAAGGCAGAAUUAAAAGCAAUUGAAGAAUAUAGAGCUGUUGUGAUGAAAAAUAAAGAGGAAGAAGAAAGGCAGAGAAAACUAGAGGCUAAAAAACAAUUGCUGGCUAUCAUGAAAGCAGAUCAGAUUUUCCAGGAGCAUGAAAAGGAGAAAAAACGCAAAGCUGAUAAGGAACAUCAAAAAGUUCGAGAUGCUCAUAUUCAGCAAAUGGCCAAAAAUAAAUUUAAUGCAAAGCAAGAAAAACAAGCAGAAUUAGAGUAUUGCAGACUUACUGAAGCUCUUAUGGCUGAAAAGGAGAAGGAAUUUCAGGAUUAUGCCAGAGAAGUAAUUGAACUUGAAUCUGAAUCAACAAAUAAAUAUAUUUAUCCUCUUGUAAAAGCUGUACAGGAAGGACAUGGAGGUGGCCAUGGACCUGUUUUUGUGGACAGAGGUGGAAUAAGACCCAGUUAUCAGGCAAAUGAUGUCACUGGAGUCCAGCUCCCUUUUUGUAACUCUCAGGGACCAAAAUAUAAUUUUCAAAAGUCUAAGGGAAGGCUAGGUUUUACAUGGUAGAAAAAGGUUUAUUUUUGAUUGAGAAUAUUAAGGUGUAACUAAUAUUAUGAGCUACAAAUAAAUGAAUUUUAUGCUUAUGAUUUAAUAAAGCUGCUCAUCUAAGUGCAA